CGGAGCGGGCGCCUGCAAGCCUCCUCUGGGCCCCAGGCCAAUUGCAGUCCAGGUGGUCACGGAAGGAAACUACUAGAGGGAUCGGCGGGGCGUCAGAGACUGAGCUGCCUGGUGGGUCCGAACGGCCACUUCUGAGAUUUGGAUCAGUCACAGUUGAGUGACAGGCGAUAAGAAGGCUCCAGGUACCACAGUCCCGGCGCCAGGAGGAGUGAAGUGGCCGGUCUGAGCAAAGGACCCACUGGCCAGUGGCGGCCGGCGUGAUGGCCUCUGUGAAGAGAACCAGGGAGAUCAUUAAAAAAUGGGCCACCAGCAAGCGGGGUCUUCUGGAGGAGAUCAACGAGCGGCGGGAGUCCAACUGCCUGGUGGAGAGGGGCAACGAGGUCAGCUUGCUCAGAGCCCAGCGGCGCCAUUUUGAAGAGGCCCACGCGUCCCCGCAGGAGCGGGGCAGAGAGCCCGUCCCGGACAGCGGCCGGAGCUCCUGGGUGGAGCUGAGCCUCGUGGUCCACACGGAGCGGAGGCACUUCCCACCCCAGAGCAACGCCAUAUUCGGGUAACCUGCUCCCCAGAGGCACGGAAACGUCACCUCUGUGAUCCUUCAGAGUCUGGUCUGAGUUGUUUGCAAAUAUAAUGACACAUAAAAUUACGUGCUGGUGUUAUAGUUGGAUGCCAAACCUGGACCCCCAAACCUGCCCGCUCUAAGUGGGUUCUGUCAUCCGCCGCAUCAAGACAUCUAAGACCGUUCAUGGACCGGAGCUUUAAUGCAGCGAGUGUGCAAUGCAGGAAAGACAAAGAACAGAGUCUCAGUCAGACCCCCAGAGUGACCCGACCCCCCGUGGCAAAAGUCCACCCAGAGGGGCUGGCCCAGAGCAAGGCCUGAGCCCCCCACAGUCUAAAGCACCUUCCGGCGGGACCCACAGAAAAGGGUCCGACAAGGCCAGACAGUCCGGGAGGGAGAGAGCAACAUCCACAUCACGGUCAACGCUGCCAGUCACCUCCCGCGGGCCCCCCACGUCUGGGUCCCCCGUCUGUGUCCCCCGUCCAGGGCCAGGACGCAAGAGCCGCUUCCUCGCCGUCUCUGCUCCCUGGGCCCCUCCGGCCUCCUCCUGGCUCCAUCCUGCUUCCUCCCCCUCAGCCUCCUCUCCAGAGUCUCCUCCCUGCUCAGCACCCCCCUCCCUUGGCUGGGGCAGGGCGCCUGGAACCCCCCUUUUCCUGGGGACCCCCCAUUACAGUAGGAUCGCCAGGAAAACCUUUUAGUAAGCUCCACCAUCUUUGUUCGUUUCAUCCCAUGGAUUAGACUUAGAUGUUUGAAGACGGGAUUGGAGCCAGGAAAGACGCCCUCACAGGUGGUACCCCGCAUUCGCAGACACGUCCAGUCAGUGGCGGGAUGUGCUGGUCACCCUGCGGCCGGGGCUGGAGGCCCUCCUGGGAGCCCUCGCUUCUGCUGGGCCCUUGAACGAGGCCUGGCUCAUUGGAUAAGUCGGGACUGGAGAGUGAAAUAAAAGCUGCCUGUCGCCAGAG
Molecule: messenger RNA, 1518 nt
Organism: Condylura cristata (star-nosed mole)
Lineage: Eukaryota; Metazoa; Chordata; Mammalia; Eulipotyphla; Talpidae
Gene: SPATA45
Product: spermatogenesis associated 45
Exons: 4
Coding region: 261-554 (97 amino acids)
Source: RefSeq, a predicted model, not a curated record